UCACACCCCGAAGGCUGACAAGACAGGUGAAAAUGCUUGAUACAAGUAACUCUAUCGCUCUAACGGCCUUCAUUGUCUCCCUGGUCGCCCUCACAGUGACUUUCCUUCAGUUGCUGCAGCAAUACUUCGCAACGGCGCAGGGCUACAACCGGUGCUCUAGACGAUUAAUCGGCGACUGGUCCCGGUUCCGACAUCGAAAUUAUCUCUGGCGGGAGUUUCGGUUUGAGGUCACCUUCGUACGACCAUAUAUCUAUCUUGGGGGUCUCGGUCAACCCCACCCCAGCUCGGAUGUUGAAGGUCCACCAGCAACAUGGCUCAAUAUGUUCCCGACCUGGCAGAGAGACCGGAAUUGGCGAUCGCAAUAUCUGGGAAGGUCCAUGAGCAUAGGCGAGCUAGCCGGGGAGUUCACUGAUGCGAGCACGCAGGCUUCUUGGACUCUUUUUCUGAAGCACCUGCACGAGUACAAUCGACAUGCUGCAAGGCGAAUGCAUCAUGCAACUUACGACCCACCAUCAGCAUCACCCUCGCAUCCUUCUCCAUCAUCCUAUGGCAUCUGCAUCAAAUUUGAGCCCUGCACCUGGGACGAUCUCCCCGGAAACACUGGCAGACUGACAGGAUCGGUGUCUCUCCGCGACCUAAUCGUAUUCACUCGCCUUCUCGGCCUGACCUGGUCAGACGGGCCUUUUUUGAGUGAUAUAGGGAGCUCAGCACCAGCAGCGGAGAGCAAAUCAGCCAGGAGCUUGUUUUCCAGAGGCAGCCUCCAGGCAUCAGGAAACACCCUCAUCCUCGCAGAAAGAUCCACCCCGCUACUACGCUACGAGCAACAAGACUUCACCCCGCCACGGCUCCACCUCUCACGCAGGGAGACCUUCAUCAUUCAUACCGGGACGGUGGCAAUGUUCUACGGGCGGAUUCUCCCAGAUCCGGAGCUAUUCCCAGCCCACUCCGAAUCCGUCGUCCUGGACGGUGACCAGGCCUGGGAGACCCUUUCCCGCACCAUGUGGCUCGCACUCCCACCACGAGCCGGUCUGAUCAAUACCCUCCCAGCCUUGUGCUGCGGGGUUUUCAGCGAAAGGGAUCUCUACCCAGUGCGCGUACCAAGACCGCACCGGUACCUUCUGGGCCCGUUCACCAGACCUAAAAUUGCGCUGAUCUUCAAGCGUGGCGUAGAAAAUAUACAAUCCCAGAAGCAGCAGCAGCAACAACAACAGGGGGGACCGUCAAUGCUCGUGGACGGAAUUAUAGAGGCUAUCAGCGAGCUAGAGCAGUUUCCUCGACCACAGCAACAUCCCGGGCCCCCUCCUCCCACCUCUUCCCCUCCCUCCACCACGACGCCUACCCCAACCCGCAUAGCAGAUUACUGGACCGUGUCACAAGGCGCUCAUCCCGCCUGGGCCACAGACUUGGAAACCAAACCCGAAGCCAGCUUCUUCAACGGGAGGGUUCACCACUGGAUAUCCUGGAUCCAGCAUGAACUCAGCCAGCUCGUUCACCGGGAAGACGACUAUAUCGGACCCUACACCUUCUUCCACUGGGACCUCGUCUCCUCAUUCCUCGAGUUCAUCCCGCAUCCGCAGCAUAAACCAAAACAGAAACCCCACACUGGCAGGAAACGUCCUUUUGCGACCUGGCGCCGAAACAUGCACGCCCUCUUCGACCACCUCCCCACCAUCGAAGCCCAUGUCCGCAGACGCGGGAGACGACGCGCCGAGAUGCGCGCCAAUGGAUACCAUAUGUCCGCAACCACCGGUUUGGGGGACCAGUUCGAUGUCGUGGUCCCUUGUGAGGGGGUGGUGGGGUAUGAUCAGAUCGGCUCGGAGGAGAUCCGCGAUGCGUGUCUGGGGAUGAUUUUUCGGGCCAUGUGUUGGCAUCGGUGCCAUUAUAUGAGUCCGGAGGACGAGCCGUUCCGGUCUGAUUUUUAUGGCAAUAUUCAACAGGUGGGCAUUGAAUAAGAUGAAGCGGUGAGCCGGGGAACUCCAGCAUGUAUGCAUUGGGGCGGU
Aspergillus japonicus CBS 114.51 is the source of this 2000-nucleotide messenger RNA. RefSeq lists its product as uncharacterized. The record is from RefSeq and is a predicted model, not a curated record. Lineage: Eukaryota; Fungi; Ascomycota; Eurotiomycetes; Eurotiales; Aspergillaceae. The coding region runs from base 33 to 1952 and encodes 639 amino acids. The transcript is spliced from 3 exons.